UUGUGUGUGUGUGUAUCGAUUUUGCUGGAGUACAACGGACGGUGCAGUGGACCAAAUGUGCUGUGUUUUUGGAUUCGGCGGCGGUAGUAUUGAGUGUGGGUGGUUCGGCAUCUCCGCCGUUCUCUGGGUCGCCGCGCGAAAGUCAGCUGUGCUGCGAGUGCGGCGGCAGCGCGGGUGUUUGGGGGUGGCGGCGGCGGCGUCGGCAGCGAGGAGUGCGCGCGGGGCGUUAACUCAGUGUUCCGAACAUUUUUCCCACUUAUUAUGAAGUUUGCCACCUCACCAAAGACGCAGUGAUUUCACCUUCGUCGCAAAGACACCGAAAAGAAUUGAGAUGCUACCAUGGAGACGUUUAUGAUCCAAUCUGCGAGUCACAUGCCGCAGAGACAAAACAUAUCAAAGGCAAAACGUGCGAAAGUCUCUGGCAGGAUGAACGCGACGAACUUAACUGCCGAAGUGCAGCAGGAUGCGGCCGAGAAUUAUACUUCCUUGUACGCGAGCGGUCUGCUCUUCGAUCCAAACGGGACGAUGCCUUGGAACGGAAGUGACCUAUUCAAUAUUACCAACAGCACCGAUCUGGAUUACGAUUACCAAAUGGUUAGCAAUGGAACAGAUAUUGUACCCGGGGAAAUCUGGAGCUUCUGCAAGGAUUGGACUCCAACGCAACACAACUUGUACCAAACCGCCAACUUCCUAUUAGCUGCAGCUUUCCUAAUACCAGGAAGUUUCAAGCAGAGCGUGCUUUUAGUCAGGGCUUUAUUGAGUUUGGGAUAUUUACUCUUAACGAGCUGGGCCGGAAGCGAAGUCUGCUCCCCGGAUUUGGUUCUCUGGACUUCUCUGCUGCUUAUCCUCAAUCUGACCCAUACUUGUAUACUCACGUGGCGCUUCCUACCGCCCACGCUCACCCUCGAACUCACCGAGCUAUAUCUCAAGGUUUUCAGCCCACUUAGGGUCAGCAAAAAGCAUUUCAAGGAAUUGGUCAGGGAAGCUCACGUAGUGAUUUUGGAAAGGGGCGACAUCUACGCCGUCGAGGACGUCAGUCCUGCCGACGAGAGACUUUCCAUCCUUCUUAAAGGAAAAUUGCGUGUCACGUGCGACGAUACACAUCUACACUUUAUUACCACUCAUCAGUUCGUUGAUAGUCCCGAGUGGGAGGCGAAUCACGAGCAAUCUGAUGACGUUUUCCAAGUUACUAUCACGGCGGAAGAAGACUGCGUUUACCUAUGUUGGCCUAGAAUGAGAUUGGAACGAGUCCUAAGACAUCGGCCUAUGUUGAAGACUAUUUUGGAUUGUAUUAUUGGAAAAGAUAUAACUCAGAAACUUUACUCUCUGAACGAGCAUUUGAGCGGCCUAGACAUUGAGCGGGAAAAGAGUAAAAGAGAUGAAAUAUGGGCUAAGACCCAUAUAAGAAGCAUGUCAAUGGAUGCUGUUGAUACAGGAACUACCGGCUUCGUACGGUCCAGCUAUUACAAGGAUGUUCAAAGGAAGCAUUCGUUAAAUUCUUCACUUACGGGUUCGAUAAAAGGUUUGCAUGCACAAUGCUGGAUCCCAGUGGUAGCAAACCACUUUCCAGCGGUAUCUCCAUUUACUGCGGCCGCAUUAGGGAUCGAUGGUGAUGGAAACAUCGAUGCGACUUCGACGACAACUUUAUUGAGAGUGCCAGAAAUACCGAUGACUCCGCAACGGACGCGUUCCUUUAAAAAGACUCGCGAAGUCAAGUUCAAAAACUAUUGAAAUACCAUAAUAGCAUCUUCAUCGCAUUCACUCUUUGUAAAUACACACGAGAUCAUAUACAAUUACGGGCCAUUUAUUUAAACAAACAAAAAAAUAAUAAUAACAGCACAAAAAGACCAAACAUUGUGAAUACUUUUAUAUCUGUGCCUUUUAGGUCCGUAGCCGAACAAUAUUUUAAUUCAUAACAAAUAAAAGAAAAGAAAAAAACAACAAAUAUUUAACAAAUUUACACACGUCACACCAAUUCCAGACAGGACAAUCUGUUUUUAAAUUUUAAAAACUUGAACGUGUAAAUUUGUUAAUGCUAUUCAAAGAAAUAUUAUAUAUUGGAUAUAAUUUUAGGGCAAAAGUGAAACCUGCUUUUCGCUGGAUUUGUAGCUUAGUGACAAUGAGAACGUGGAUUCGAAACGUAAACGAGUUGGCCUCCUCAGAGAAUAUAGUAAUGCGUGUUACGGUAUUUGGAUGUAAGUGUUAAUUUACAAUUUCGGUUCUUUCCUUCUUUUUUUUUCCACUUAAAUGCCUUCCAUGGAGCGGGAUUUGAAAUCGGAAGAUUUAAUAAGAUUGAGCGAAGUAAAAAGUGUGUAGAAUGUAGCCUUAUGAUAUUAUUAUAUGAUAAAACACAAAAUUCAAAAUGCUAAUGUUAAUG
Molecule: messenger RNA, 2377 nt
Organism: Nicrophorus vespilloides
Lineage: Eukaryota; Metazoa; Arthropoda; Insecta; Coleoptera; Silphidae
Product: blood vessel epicardial substance-B-like
Exons: 7
Coding region: 340-1731 (463 amino acids)
Cellular component (GO): sarcolemma
Molecular function (GO): cAMP binding
Source: RefSeq, a predicted model, not a curated record